This is a messenger RNA of Caenorhabditis remanei, 1584 nucleotides long. RefSeq lists its product as uncharacterized. The transcript has 8 exons. The record is from RefSeq and is a predicted model, not a curated record. NCBI's taxonomy places the organism in Eukaryota, Metazoa, Nematoda, Chromadorea, Rhabditida, Rhabditidae. The coding region runs from base 1 to 1584 and encodes 527 amino acids.
AUGAUAUCCCAGGUGGUCCGGACGUUUCUGCUAUCCUUUGUGAUAAGCAGUGUCUUUUGCCAUGACAUCAAUACUUACAAUGCAGAUUAUGGAGUGUAUGUCGGAGAACUUUCUAGUCCGGAAUCCGACAUUUCCGGACAAGUGUUUGUUGUGAAUGCUACCACUCUUCAAAUUUUCAACCUCACUUUCUCACCAACUCAACAAGAUCUCUACUUCUGGCUUGAUACCAAAGAAACGCCAACUAAGGAAGGAGUGAAAGCCCACACCUAUGAAUACGGAAUCACACCACUCGGACCAUUCCCGGAAGACAACGAUCGAGUUGUUGUUCAUGUUCCAGAGAAAAACAGAAUUGAUGAUUUCAAAUCAUUCUCCAUUUACUCUUUCAAAACAGAUAAAAACUUCGCAUCAUUGGUUCUCCCAGAAGCACUGAAAAUCCCAAAAUCUGUUGCGCUUACUACUGAAUUUUCCGGAAAACGGUACAGUUUAAGAUCAGGACCCCUCUAUGUUAUCGACCGAAGAACCAUCAAGGUGUAUGGAUUCACAUUCGAAGGAAACAAGGCGCCAAAAACCUAUUUCUACGCUGGCCGUGGUGCAUCGGUAUCUUACAGUUCUGGCGUCAAAGUGGCGAUUCGCGGGAAAGACGAGAAAGAGAUAAGUGAAAUCAGUGAAAACUACCGCGGAGGAAAGGACAUCAUCCUUGAACUGCCGGAGAAUUAUGAUAUAUUCCACAUUGAUUGGAUCUCAGUUUAUUGCUACAAAUACCGGGUCAACUUUGGAUCAGUUCUGGUUCCGACAGAUGACACACUUGCUAACCUCCCACCUUAUGUGCCGUCAUUCAAAAGAAAUUCCGAUGAGAAGUCAAUGACACGUGGAGUCUUGAAGGGAUCCGCCGAGAGGAGAAAUUUCACUUUCCAACUAGGAGACAUAGAACACAUCAAGAAUUACAACGUAUUGUUGACCACCCGCACUGACAAACUGAUAGCAUUUCUUUUGCAGGGAAACCUUCGGUCACCAAAAUAUGUUUGGCACGUGAAUAGCGUGAUGACUCCGGAUCUCUACUUGAUGAGAAAUGUCACUUACAAUUUCAAUGUUGAAGGGGGCCGUGAAAAGAUGAUCCCAGAGUUCUACAACCCACUCUACAUUGGAGAUGAUGAGAACGGAGGAUACAAUGAGCUGUCAGAAAAUGAAAUUGAAAGAGUCACAGUUCACUCGCCUGGACCAAUUGAAAGCAACACUGGACCACUCUGUCUCUGGAUGCACAACAAAGAUAAAUCUGCUAACGAACCGGAUACGUUUUUGGAUUGUGAUGGAUGGCCGGAAGAUGUUCACUCAUUCGCUUUCACUCCAAAUGAGACCACCCCAUCUGUUCUUUAUUAUAACAGCGGAAACAACUUCAAUAUGGGAGGCAGAAUCUUCAUUGUUGAUGAGCUACCAGAAGACAUCGCCGAUAGUGCAGAGGUGCCGUAUAACCGCGAGAAAUGGCACACUUUGGCUUUGAGCCGUCAACGAGCCGACAAAGUAAACGGAGGAAAAGCUACUCUUGCUGCAGUUUUUCUGAUAAUUCUGACUAUUAUGAUAGCCUAA